Messenger RNA from Teleopsis dalmanni, 3118 nucleotides. RefSeq lists its product as uncharacterized. The transcript is spliced from 2 exons. The record is from RefSeq and is a predicted model, not a curated record. Gene Ontology annotation, biological process: regulation of DNA-templated transcription. Bases 88 to 2826 code for a protein of 912 amino acids. Lineage: Eukaryota; Metazoa; Arthropoda; Insecta; Diptera; Diopsidae. Gene Ontology annotation, molecular function: DNA-binding transcription factor activity, RNA polymerase II-specific; RNA polymerase II cis-regulatory region sequence-specific DNA binding.
UUUGAAUGUAAAAUAGAGUACGUCAUUUCAAUUUGGAAUUUUGUUAAGUGCGGAUCUAACCUUUCUAGAAAAGUCUAACUAAAUAAAAUGUCAAAUACAAGUAACAAUUUUGAAUUUGUUAAUACUGAAGAGAGUUUUGAUAUCGUGGUUGAUAAGGACUACAUUUCUUUGGAGUUGGAUCCAAAUGAAUUAAUUAUGUUGUCUGACUCAAGCAAUGAGUUUGAGUAUUUCAAUGAUGAGUUCCAGUCGGAGCAGCAGCGUAUUGAUGGAUCUCCUUUGUUUGAAGAAUUAGAAGAAUUUCCAGGUACAUCUGAAUCAUUUCAAACUUGUAUAGUUGAGGAUCAGCCAGAAUAUACCAAUAUUAGCAUAAUGAAAUCACCUGUCAACGACAGUGCUAAUAUUCAAAAUGAUGACGUACUACUUUCUAACAUGUUUGUAUUCGAUGAAGAAGAUCAAAAGUCGUUCAAUUGUGAUGAAGAUAAUGAAAAUGAAGAUAUUUCAGGUCUUAAAAUUGUCGCUCUUAAUGAAAUCAACCAAAACUCCCUUAAUUGGAAUUUGCAUUCUCAAACCCAGAUUAAAAAAAUUAAUGCAGAUUCCAAAACAAUUAAUGUUCCAUUUAGAGGUAAAGAAAGUAGUAAUUUGUACUAUGAAGAUUAUUGUAGUGUUGAUAAUAAGAAAACAUCUGUUUACAUAACUGAUAAUUCACACUAUGAAGAAUAUUGUAGUGUUGACAAUAAGGAAACAUCUGGCAAGAUAACUGGUAAUUCGUACUAUGAAGAAUAUUGUAGUACUGACAAUAAGGAAACAUCUGAUAACAUAAUUGGUAAUUCGGACUAUGAAGAAUAUUGUAGUGUUGACAAUAUGGAAACAUCUGAUUACACAACUGGUAAUUUGGACUAUGAAGAAUAUUGUAGUGUUGACAAUGAGGAAACAUCUGUUAGCAUAACUGGUAAUUCGGACUAUGAAGAAUAUUGUAGUGUUGACAAUAGGGAAACAUCUGAUAACAUAACUGGUAUUUCGGACUAUGAAGAAUAUUGUAGUGUUGACAAUAAGGAAACAUCUGAUAAUAUAACUGGUACUUCGGACUAUGAAGAAUAUUGUAGUGUUGACAAUAAGGAAACAUCUGAUAAGGUGACUGGUAAUUCACACUAUAUAGAAUGUUGUGACGUUGACAAUAAGGAAACAUCUGAUAAUAUAACCUUUCGCAUGGGUUUAAAGUUGCCUUCAGGAACUACUAUAACAGCACACUCCAACAAAACAAGCGCUAUACCCACUUACAAAGAAGUUGUGGAGAAGUUACCUUCUGUUACCAUAACACCAAGGAAUACGUAUACACCGUCAAAUCCAACUGAGUUUUCUCCUUUUUAUCUUCAACAAAUGAAAGCAUUUUCGAAUACAGAAAACGACAACAAUUAUUCGUAUUUGAAUUCUUUGUAUCGAGAACCUAAUGCAAUUGCUGGUUCUUUCUUUAGCGGAUUUUUGCCUUCUGUUAAUCAAGAAACGCUAUCACAGUAUGCAAACGAGCAAAAGUUCAAGCCAAGUGCAUUAAAUGACAUAAUAAAUUCAACAAAAUUUAAUACCAAUUUUGAUAUGGAUACUACUAAGCCUCAGUUUGGAUGUCCACCAGAUGGCACACCAAUAAAAUUAGAAACUAAUUUGACACAACCAAUUGCAGCACAAUUGAAACUCUCUAAUGUGGCAAUAAAGAACAAUUUCCUUUGCCAGUUUUGCGAUCUGGCUUUUAGUGUGCAAAUGGAGUGCAUAAAACACGAAUUAUGUCAUGAUAAAAACACUCCCUUUGCAUGCAAUUUUUGUAGCUUAGCAGUAGCUAGUCGUGCUGCUCUCAUCGAACACAUCAAAAAUAUUCAUAUGAAGACAAGGGCUUAUACUUGCACCCUGUGCCGAAAGGGAUUUAGUCGACGGUCAGACCUACGAAAACAUACGGUAAUCCAUACUGGAGUCCGACCCUAUACUUGUGGGUUAUGCGGGAAAAGUUUUUCCAGAAACACUAACCUAACAAAACACCUUCGUAUACACACAGGUUGCCGUCCACAUGUCUGUCCUAAUUGUCCACGUUCGUUUGCAACAUUAGCUGAACUAACAGUACAUGUCAAGUCACAUAACACAGUCAAUCCGUAUCAAUGUACUCAUUGUAAUGCAUCAUUCACACGUCAGGAUAAGUUAAUUGUGCACGAACAAAUGCAUUUAGAUAUGCCGCAUAUCAAUGGAUCUAAAACUCAUUUGGACAGUAACCUUCCCAGCAAUUCAAGCAAUGUUGCACCAGAGAUUACUAAUGACUUUAAUAGCGCUGUGAAUAAUGUAGCACAAGAAUUUGAACAAAUGAACGGCACGGCGAUGGUUCCUAGUUUAAAUGAGCGGGAGAAAGAAAGCAUUAGUCAAGAAGACUUGACAAGGGAAAGUAUUGCCGAAAACUCGUCUCAAGCAUUUGCUUGUGAUAUAUGCUUGAAAACAUUCACGCGUGAAUGUGCUCUUAAUAAGCACUUAGUUUCACACUUGGAUGGUCUGUUUACAUGCGCUGAAUGUGGAAUAACUUACAAUCGUCCAGAAAAGCUUAAGAUACAUACGAUGCAAUGGCAUGGUAGGGAAAGUUCAUAUGAACUUUUAAAUAAUUACAAUGCUUCUAGUGAUGAUCCUUCACCUGAGAGUAUGAUUGAUUUUGUGUUAGCACAUCCUAACCUUUCCAUUCAAGAACUUUGCCAACAUUUCAACAUAAUACCAAACCAUCAUUACAUAAAUGCAUCUGAUGAAGUAAACCAAAUCUUGGAAGACUUGGUUGCCGUCAACAGCCGCAGUCAAGAAUCGUAAUUAAUAUCAUAAUCUUUACAACAGAAAAAUAUGCACAUUUUUUUGUAUGUAUUACAUAUACUUCUUGGAACUGUUAUAUGUAUGCUGUAUCUGCUAUAUAUAUAUAUCAAAUUUAAUUCUAGACUAAGAGCCAGUAAUUGAUUGUGUUUUUGACCGCAAAAAAUAAAACCUCAAAAAUGAAUAAUUCAAGCAUCUUUUCACAAAGAAAACUCUAUUUAACUCUGGACACAUUUAACUCUGGACACAUUCCUUUGAAAAAGUAUGCCUCCUGAUUAAGUAAAAAUGUAAAUUC